AUGCAUCCCAUAUCCAUCGAUGCCGAUUGCGAAGUUCGCGGUCAUAAAAUUAAGAUUAAAGCUUUAAAGAGGUGGAAGACGGAAUAUGCGCAUUUGUCGCAUACGUUUUGUUUGGGUUCCUAUACUUCUUCUACUUCUACUUCUAAUAUAAAUUUUGAUGAAGAACAACAAAAACAGCAGCAAAAACCAGUGGGAUGUGUGGAGUUUUUGGGGGAGGAGGCGAUGAGAAAUGAGAGGUUUAGGGAGGAAAUUGUGGUGGUGGGUCUGACGUUGAUGUAUACGAUGUUUUUGAGGAUGAGUAGUAUUUUGUCGCUUGUGGGGGCGGUGUGUGCGAGGCCUGGGUGGAGAGAGGAGGAGAUGGAGGGGGAGGGGGAGAGGGAGAUGGGGAAGAGGAAGGGGAAUGUCAAGGGUAAUGGAGAGUAG
Molecule: messenger RNA, 423 nt
Organism: Sclerotinia sclerotiorum 1980 UF-70
Lineage: Eukaryota; Fungi; Ascomycota; Leotiomycetes; Helotiales; Sclerotiniaceae
Exons: 2
Coding region: 1-423 (140 amino acids)
Source: RefSeq, a predicted model, not a curated record